Molecule: messenger RNA, 1391 nt
Organism: Hevea brasiliensis (rubber tree)
Lineage: Eukaryota; Viridiplantae; Streptophyta; Magnoliopsida; Malpighiales; Euphorbiaceae
Product: 2-oxoglutarate-dependent dioxygenase 19-like
Exons: 4
Coding region: 162-1250 (362 amino acids)
Source: RefSeq, a predicted model, not a curated record
AAUUGACGGAUUACAUUCUGAGUUCACUUCUUAGCUUUCUUUAUUGUUAUGCAAUUGUAUCCCAAUACUUCUUGCAUAUAAUUGAUCACUGUUUCACCAGAAUCUAAUUCACUCGGCAAUCAGCCUUGUGUGUGUGUCUCUCUCUUUCUCUCUCUGCCCCCAUGGCUGAAACAGCUCCACUGGUUGCCACCCAAGCAUCUCCUACAACACCAUCCAAGAGAAUAACUAGCAUCAUCAAACUACUAGCUGAGUCACCUGGUCUCACCAACAUCCCAUCCACUCACACUUUCACCCUCAAUUCCCAUGACCAAGUAGUUUCAGACACAGAAGAGCCUGUUCCUGUCAUAGACUACUCUCUUCUUAUUUCAAGUAGUCCUGAUCAACGGUCCAAAAUCAUUCAUGACCUUCGCAAAGCAUGUCAGUAUUGGGGCUUCUUCAUGGUGAUCAAUCAUGGAGUACCAGAGAGACUAAUGAGAUCAAUGAUUGAUGCAUGUAGAGAAUUUUUUGAUCUGCCGGAGGAGGAGAAGCAGGAGUAUGAAGGUAAGCAUGUAUUAGACCCAAUACGGUGUGGCACCAGCUUUAAUACUUCAGUGGAGAAGGUCUUUUGUUGGAGGGAUUUUCUCAAGCUCUUUGUACAUCCCGUGUUUCACUCACCCAGCAAACCUGCUGAGUUCAGUGAGAAUCUGUUAGAAUACUCCAAAAGAGUAAGAGAAGUAGCAAGAGAAUUACUAAAAGGGAUAUCAGAGAGCUUGGGAUUGGGAACAAAUUACAUAGACAAAGCACUGAAUUUGGAGCAAGGCCUACAGGUCAGUAUAGCAAACUACUACCCACCUUGCACACAACCAGAACUUGCAAUGGGCCUGCCCUCUCACUCGGAUCAUGGCCUCUUGACCAUUCUAAUACAGAAUGGAGUUAGUGGCCUUCAAGUGCAACACAAAGGGAAGUGGGUCAAUAUGAAUGGCUACCCCAAUUCCUUUCUGGUUAACACAGGAGAUCAUCUUGAGAUUUUGAGUAAUGGAAAGUACAAGAGCGUUGAACAUCGAGCGGUUGUGAACAAGAAAGCUGCAAGAAUAUCCUUAGCCAUGGCACAUGGACCUUCACUAGAUUCAGUCGUUACUCCUGCACCAGAGUUGCUAGACCGAGAAGGGAAUGCACCAGCGUAUAUUGAAAUGAAGUAUGGGAAAUACUUGGAGCUUCAGCAAAGCAGCAAGCUGGAUGGGAAAUCCUGCUUGGAUCAAGUACGAAUUUGAGGUCUAGCUGCCAAAGUAUUGAAGCCUGAUGGUGUUGGGAGUUUUCCAAAAUAAUUGUUACUUGUAUCUUAAACUAUGGUGUUUCUUUGUGACCUGAACUUUAUAUUUCGCCAAGAGAAAUCCAUACAUUCGUACAAAGAA